UCUUAUAGAAUUUACUGAAGAACUAUACAUAAAUGACUGGAUACAUGAUGCUUGUUUUUUAAAUGAAAACGACAUUAUUGAAGAUCAAGUAGCAAUCAUUUCUGCACAUAAUAAUUUUACUGUGUGGAAUAUUAAGGAAAGAAAGCAAAUAAAAAAUGUCCAAUGCAUAGAAAAUUGCAUUUUAUACACAGGCAGCAUAUUUAAUUGCAAUGCUGAUGCAAUUAUUUUAGCAGUUGGAACUGUUUUUCAGAAAAUUCUUUUAUGGUCUCCUAACUGUGAUAAUGAAGUUAAAGGUGCAAAAGUACCAUUUCAUUCACUAGAAGGACAUCAGGGUGUUAUAUUUUCUGUCACCUUUAGUGAAAUUCAUAAAUUAAUUUGUUCAACUUCUGAUGAUCGCAGUCUUAGAAUAUGGAAAGUUCAGUGUGAUUCAUCUGUUAAAGACUUUUCUCUGGAAUUUUGGAAGAAGUCGAACAUUUUUAUUGUUCAAAUUCUUUUUUCACAUGAAUCUAGAGUAUGGACAUCUGCUAUUUUAAGAAACUGCAUUUUAAGUGUUGGAGAGGAUUCAUGUAUAUGUUUCUGGAGUUUGAAUGGCAAACUUAUAAAAAAGAAAAGAUGUCAUAAAGGUGGAAGUAUUUGGUGCCUCGAAACUACUGCAAUUUCUGUUAAUAACGUUCAAGAGAAUGAUGGAGGUUUGGGAAAUUACAUUGCUUUUACUGGAGGAAGUGAUGGUGGAGUGUAUUUGCACUCUAUAGGAAGUAUUUCUACAGCUUUAAUUUCACAAACAUCUCUUCAUACAAGACCCUCAGAACUAGAUUUCCCAAGAAUAACUUUUCUCUUAGUGGAUGAUGAAACCGAAUAUAUAAUGUGCACUACAGACAAAGGAUGGUUGUCACAGUACAAUCUAAAAACCAUGAGUUGGAAAGACAUUUUCCAUGAUAAAUCGAAUGCUUCAUAUUGUGUUUCAUCAAUAUCUUAUAAAAGUGCCUAUAUAGCUUUAGGCAAUAUGCAUGGAUAUUUGUUUCUGUCAAAAUAUGAAAGAGCAGGCAUUGAUUUAAAAAAAUUUAAAGUGUGUGAGAGUAAAAUUUGUUCUAUUCAUUGGGUGGAUAAGUCAAAUGAUCAUUUUCUGACGUGUGGAAUUCAAGGGUAUAUGAUUCUGUGGAAAGUUCAGUUUGGAGAUGAAUUAUCAAUAGAAUGCCUUCAAAAGUUACAUCUUCCUAAAUGCAAGCCUCAUUGGUGGUCAACAGCUGCUUUGUUUUUGGAAUCUGACAACUGUUUCAUUGUUGGUGACAGGGGAGGAAAUAUACAUAUCUAUGCCCUACAUGUCGGCUGUUAUUCUAAUAAUUUGGGAAAUCCAAUAAUGACAUUCAGCUGUAUUCAUGGCGAAAAUGGAGUUACUGAUAUUCAAGAGCAUAAUUCUUUAGUCUAUUCAUCAGGUCGAGAUGCUCGAGUUCUUGUAUAUUGUAUUUCAAAUGGUUAUUUGAAACUGCUUCGCUGUUUGAAAGGACCUUAUAAUUUAGAAUGGAUUGGUAAGAUGCUGUUUUAUGGUGAUGACCUUCUGCUACUUGGAUUUUACACUAAAUAUUUUAUGGUAUGGAGCACUCAGCUUGAAAGUGCCAUUAUGACAGUUGAGUGUGGAGGUGGUCAUCGUUCUUGGGAUUUUCACCUCAGCAGUGAAGGAAAAGCCACAUUUGUUGCCAUUAAAAAGAAGGAUAUUAUAUUCUCAGUUGAAGAUCUACAUUUUGCACUUAACAAUUCUAUAUUAAAACUGGGCAUCUCAGGGCAGAAGUUUUGUAACAUGUGUUUCUUGUUUAACUCAAGAUCACAUUCUUGUGGUAACUUGUCUGUUGUGGCAUCUGGAGGGGAAGAUAAUAUACUACAAAUACUUGGCUUUUAUAAUGGAACUAGCAAAUCAUCAAAAAUUGUUUGUUUGCACAAUCUAUCUGGUCAUUUGUCUAGCAUUCGAACAAUAAAGAAAACUGAAAUGAAGGAAAAAAAUGCUUAUCUUCUUGUAUCUGCAGGUGGUAGAGCUCAAAUUAUGUUGUGGAAGAUUAGAAAUGAUGAUAAUUUAAGCUGUAAAGAAUUAGCUACAUUCAUUUUAUCAUUUGAGGAAAAAAAGGGAAAAAAGCGAUGUAAAGAAAAGCAAGAAAUUGAAUUUGAUCCUCAAACAAGACUUAUGGAUGUUUCAUUGUGUUGUCCUCAAUCCUCAUAUGAAUUUGAAAAGUACUUAAUAGCUGCAGCUUGCUCAGACAGUUAUUUUAGGGUUUAUACAUUUGAUGUCCAUAUCAAAGAGUUGUCAAUUUGUUACAGUGUACAGCUUGGAGAGCAUUGUAUUUUUACAUUAUCAGAAAUCAGAAUUACUGAAGCAUCUAAUGAUAAUCUUUUGUUUGUCACCGGAGCAGCUGAUGGAAAAGUUAAAAUCAUGAAUCACCAAAAUUAUAUCCAUUUAUAUGAUAAUCAAAAUCAGAUACAAAAUUUAGUGUCAAAGUCUGAUGAAGUUUUUCAUCUAACCUUGCAUCAGUCUGGUAUCAAUGCUAUAGAUCUAAAGCAGAUAACAGAAAAUACUUGGUUUAUAUGUUGUGGAGGGGAUGAUAAUGCUCUGUCUGCUGUUUUGAUACAAUUUAAUGAGAUUUCUGGUGAUGAUCCCUCAAUUCAAGUUAUUGCUGAAACUCGUGUUUGCAAUGCUCAUUCUUCACAAAUAACUGGUAUUAAAAUUAUUGGUAACAGAGCAGUUGCAUCAGUUUCCAUAGAUCAAAGAUUAAAUUUAUGGUCUUGGAAUUUUUCAAAUAACUCUUUGAGUAUUACACAAGAACUUUCAAAAUUGUCUUUGAUACCUGAUAUUGCACAUUUGGAAUGUUGGCAAAUUGGAUCUACAAAUCAUUUCACAUUAGUCGUUUGUGGACAAGAAGAUGAAUGUGAUAGUGAGUUCUGGAAUGCUGUUAGAUCUAUUGAAGCAAGUCAGUCAAUUAGAGAUGUCACUCUUUUCUUUGCUGCUGAUUAUUUGGUAAUUUCUUGAAUGUGAAAAACAAUUCCAAAUUAGUCACAGUAUUCCAGAGAUUAUAUACUAUGAACUCUUCUGACAGAAUUGACGAGCAACUUCCACAACUGCUACAUCCGUGGUUGCAGGAUCACUUGGUAAGACAGUAUCUGCUAAUACUGUGUGUCAAAUGCUUUAUAUGAAGGGACUGUAUACCUAUUACCAAGUGUUUCACUAACAGCCCACUACAGAUGGACAAGAUCAAAGUAGUGUCAUCAACAUCCCAUUUGGACUGUCUCGGAUUUGUGCAACAUCCUGUUUAUGAAUAAGUCUAUAUUUGCCUUGGAAUUCAGUUAUAAGCAUGUAAGGGCAUAGAGAGAAAGAGGCACAUGGAAUAUUCCCCAGAACUUCAUCAAACAUAACAAAUUCAGAGGUGUCAGCAUCAUCAUAUGGGUUGGAAUUUCAAUGAGAUAUCGCAUGUAGCUGCAGAUCUUUGAAGAUGGUUCUGUAACAAUGGUAAAUUUACCUAAUACAUAUACAUUGAUAGCUGUUUUUAUUUUGUCUAUAAAUUAUAAGGGUUGGAUAAAAAAGUAGUGACAUCAUCUCAGCAGUUCUGAAAUAAUGUUAUUAUUGCAAGUCCAAACUCAUACAGUUUACCAAAGUAUUGAAAAGGCCAUUUGGGAUGGUUGUUCACUUCAUUCAAUGAGGCAAUAAAUCAUAAUAAAGUUUGGGUAAAGUCAUCAUAUACCUGUCAUCAUUUACCUUAAGUAGUCAUAUACCUGAUUGAUGUUAAGUUUUGUUUGGUUAGUUUUAACUAAAAAUAUCAAUUUGUCAGCUGCCCAAAUGCAACAUCAUGAUGUAAUUUACAAAAAUUUAAUAUUGUUUUGCUCUUCAUACAUAAUGCUUGUUUUCUUUCAUGCAUAAACUUAUUUGCUACCUUCAUGUGCAAUUUGGUUUUAAUAAAAAUUUUA
Molecule: messenger RNA, 3945 nt
Organism: Stegodyphus dumicola
Lineage: Eukaryota; Metazoa; Arthropoda; Arachnida; Araneae; Eresidae
Product: tRNA (34-2'-O)-methyltransferase regulator WDR6
Biological process (GO): tRNA methylation
Cellular component (GO): cytoplasm
Molecular function (GO): protein binding
Source: RefSeq, a predicted model, not a curated record